CAGUUAGAAGCAUUUAGGCUUUAAAUAAUAAAUAAACAGUGCCAUUUCUCUUUCAUUCCUUCUCACUUACCUUUUUCUUUGGGCUUCUGCGGUUUGGUGUUUUGAGCUUUUGUGGUUUUGAUCUGCUUCUUUGUGAGGUUAAAACUAUUGGAAUUUUAAAUUUUAGGUAUUUCUUGAAAUUCUCAGAGAUGGAGAGAGAUUUCAUGGGACUAAAUUCUAAAGAUUCUGUUGUUGUGGUCAAGGAAGAACCUGUUGAAACCUGCAAAGACUCUGGGUUUCGCUGGCCCUUGUCGAGCAAGGCGGGUAUACCUCAUUUCAUGUCUUUGAACUCUGCUCAAGAUGAAAAACCGUUCAAAGCUCAAUCCGCCGCAGAUGGAGUUGACAGUUGUCUCAAACGUCAAUCUGGUGAAAUCCAGAAUGUGCAUGCAAUGCAUCUUCCCCAUGAUGUUAAGAUGCUUCCGUUUAACAUGAGCAAUCCCUCCUACAAGACUCAUUUUGGUGGUACUGGCCAGAUAUCUGCAGCUGCGACAAUGAAGCAGCAACUUCUUGGGGGAGUCCCUGUUACAGCUCCUCAUUCAAUACUUCCAUCGAGUGGCUCUGUGGCUGGGAUAACUGAACCUUGGUUUAAUUCCAAAGGUUCUGCAGCACCUGCUCAACUGACCAUCUUCUAUGGUGGGACGGUCAAUGUCUUUGAUGAUAUCUCCCCUGAGAAGGCACAGGCUAUUAUGUUUUUGGCUGGAAAUGGUUGUGUUCCUCCUAAUGUGGGGCAACCAAGGUUUCAAGUUCAGGCAUCUACACCCAAACUUGCUGCCGUAGAUGGCACUUGUGUGAACCAAAUCCCAAACAUGCUACCUGCCUCAGGUCAUUCCAGCCCUAUGUCUGUUUCUUCUCAUCCCAUUGGUCAAUCUGCUGGCAAUUCUGGAAACAAAGAUGACACGAAGAUAUUUAAAACUGCAAACAUUUCAGUGGAGACUCCAAAGGUUAUGACAUCACUAGGACCUGUUGGGGCGACUACCAUAAUGCCAGCAGCGGUUCCACAGGCUAGGAAAGCAUCUCUGGCUCGGUUUCUGGAGAAGCGGAAGGAAAGGGUAAUGAACGCUGCACCAUAUGGCCUCAGCAAGAAAUCGGGUGAGUGCUCCACCCCCGAGUCUAACGGAGUUGGUUUCUCUGCAACUUCCAGUGUUGGUACUAGUCCUCUGAUAGCAGGUAAGGAGACCUAGCUACGACGUCUGAAGGCAGCCUAUUGCCAUAAACCAUUGAAGCAUAAUCUAUUUUUAUUAAGCAAGUUAAAAGCUGUAGCUAUCAAGUUUUGCUGUUUUAAUUGUAAUAUCAACUUGGUUAGCUUUAGCCAGACUUCCUAGUAUCCAAUUUGUUUUGUCUUUUGCUGUACUUAAUUCUCUUUCAUCUGAACCUGAUGGAAUUCUCCCAUCGAAAUGACUUCAGCACUUUGUAACUAUUUAUUCUGUUACAUUAUGUUUCCCAAGUGUAUAUUAAUAUUAUUUAGUAAUCUCUGGGCC
Molecule: messenger RNA, 1517 nt
Organism: Nicotiana tabacum (common tobacco)
Lineage: Eukaryota; Viridiplantae; Streptophyta; Magnoliopsida; Solanales; Solanaceae
Source: RefSeq, a predicted model, not a curated record